GAAAGAGGGUGGGCUAUCUCAUGCACGUCUAUGAGAGGGCUAGUAUAAAGAGGGAAGAAGGAGCAUCUUGCAAUCUCAAAGCCAAUCGUUUGGGGGAUUUCUGGCAACUAGCAGCGAGCAGCACUAUUAGCAUUCUGACAUUUGCCAUAGCAAGUUGCAGACUCCUGAUUUUUUUUUAUUUUUUUGUUUAUUUUUUAUUUUUUAUUUAUUUUUUUCCCCUUUUACAGUGACAGAUGGAAAUCUUCUCCUCUGCUCAAUGGAACAUAUAAGUGGCUUGAUUAUUCCAAGCGGAUGUGGUACCCGAUUGAUGUUUUACUACCUUGGAGCACAUGAUGAUGAUGAUGAGCGGUGGACCCGGCGGAGAGAAUGAUUUACAGUGUUCAGCUUGGAGUUGCUAAAUCACCGUCCAGGAGCAACACCUUCUAAAGGGAAGCCUUUGGGGUUUAGGAUUCACCAAUUGUCGCCCUGCCAAUCGCUGCUUGCUGGAUGGAUUCCUAGAUGCAUCACAUCCGUGCUGUUCAGUGAAGUUUAGCAUGGUGCCGUUUGAUUGCCUGGAUUUUUUUGCUAUCUUGAGAGUAUCUUGAGAAUGUUGGUGGGAGAGCGCACUGGUGCCUGCAUCCGUACCUGCAUCCGUACCAGCCUCCGUGCCAGCCUCAGUGCCAGCCUCGAUCACUGCUGGAACUAAUCACAGGCUCAGAUCAGCUUCUCUCUCUCCAGCCUAAUGCAGAUCACAUUAGAAACUGGCCAGCGGAUGGAAGCUGCAUCACAAUCACUCCACUUUAGCUGCAUUAACAAGUAUUUCUGACUACUAGUUGAAGAUCACAUCCAGGGGACUGACCUUUUUUUACUACCAGACUGCGUCUUUUUCUUCAUCAACAACAAAAAAAAAAAAAAAAGGGAGCCUAACUGCCCUGUUACCUACCGAUGCUCCAUCUCUGGCACCUCUGGAUUCUGCUGGCUCCAAUUAGAAAUGAGAUGUAAGGCAUCUUGCAGUCCAUGCACGCCUCCACUUGCAAAUCGACACCAUUUCUCAGCGACAACCCUUAAAUCCUAAAAUCCAAGAAAACAAAGGAAGCACAUUAUCAUGGACCUAAGGGAAUUUUACCUGUUGGCUGCUCUUAUUGCCUGCUUAAGGCUGGAUUCUGCAAUUGCCCAAGAACUUAUUUAUACUAUAAGAGAGGAACUGCCUGAAAAUGUACCGAUUGGAAACAUACCAAAGGACCUAAAUAUCUCACAUAUCAAUGCUGCAACUGGAACCAGUAACAGCCUGGUCUAUAGACUGGUUUCUAAAGCUGGCGACUCUCCUUUGGUCAAGGUGUCCAGCACAACUGGGGAGAUCUUCACCACCUCCACCAGAAUAGACCGAGAAAAACUCUGUGCUGGAUCAUCUUAUGCUGAGGAAAAUGAAUGUUUCUUUGAACUUGAAGUAGUCAUCCUUCCCAAUGACUUUUUCAGGCUUAUUAAGAUCAAAAUAAUUGUCACAGAUACCAAUGAUAACGCACCUAUGUUUCCUUCAACUGUGAUCAACAUUUCCAUUCCAGAAAACACACUUAUAAACAGCCGGUUCCCUAUUCCAUCAGCAGUUGACCCUGACACAGGUUUCAAUGGAGUUCAGCACUAUGGGCUUUUAAAUGGACAGAGUGUCUUUGGACUGGACAUUGUCGAGACACCAGAAGGGGAGAAAUGGCCACAGCUCAUAGUGCAGCAGGUCUUGGACAGAGAGCAGAAAGACACUUAUGUGAUGAAAAUCAAAGUGGAGGAUGGUGGAAACCCUCAGAAAUCCAGCACUGCUAUCCUGCAAGUCACAGUAAGUGAUGUGAAUGACAACAAACCAGUGUUCAAAGAAAGUCAGAUAGAAGUUCAUAUCCCUGAGAACGCUCCCAUAGGGACCUCUGUAGUACAGUUACAUGCAACAGAUGCAGACAUAGGGAGCAAUGCUGAGAUCAAAUAUAUCUAUGGUGCCCAAGUGACAUCUGCUACCAAAAGACUUUUUGCUUUAAAUAAUACUACUGGAUUAAUUACAGUACAGAGACUGCUGGACAGGGAAGACACCGCAAAUCACAAGUUAACUGUCCUAGCCACAGAUGGCAGCUCCACACCUGCAAGGGCAACCGUAACUAUUAACGUGACUGAUGUAAAUGACAACCCACCUAAUAUUGAUCUCAGGUAUAUUAUAAGCCCUAUUAAUGGUACCGUGUAUUUAUCAGAGAAGGACCCUAUAAACACAAAAAUAGCCCUGAUCACAGUGUCCGAUAAAGACACGGAUGUCAACAGCAAGGUCAUUUGCUUCAUUGAAAGAGAAGUACCUUUUCACCUAAAAGCCGUCUAUGAUAACCAGUAUUUGCUAGAAACUUCUUCCUUGUUGGACUAUGAGGGCACCAAAGAAUUCAGUUUUAAGAUAGUUGCCGCAGACACCGGAAAACCAAGCCUCAACCAGACUGCCUUGGUGAGAGUGGAAUUGGAGGAUGAGAAUGACAAUCCUCCAAUUUUUACCCAACCCGUAAUUGAGUUAUCAGUGUCUGAAAACAACCGCAGAGGUCUCUACUUAACCACUAUCAGUGCCACAGAUGAAGACAGUGGGAAGAAUUCAGACAUUGUUUAUCAGCUCGGCCCUAAUGCUUCAUUUUUUGAUCUGGACCGGAAAACAGGAGUUUUGACAGCCUCUAGAGUUUUUGACAGAGAGGAGCAAGAACGUUUUAUUUUUACUGUCACAGCCAGAGACAAUGGCACUCCUCCACUGCAGAGCCAAGCAGCUGUGAUAGUGACUGUGUUGGAUGAAAAUGACAACAGUCCCAAGUUUACACAUAACCACUUUCAGUUCUUUGUAUCUGAGAACCUUCCAAAAUACAGCACAGUGGGUGUUAUCACAGCAACAGAUUCGGAUGCAGGAGAAUACAAAGCUGUAACACUUUCAAUACUUAAUGACAAUGAAAAUUUUGUCCUUGAUCCAUAUUCCGGCUUGAUUAAGUCCAAUGUGUCCUUUGACAGAGAGCAACAAGGUUCAUACACAUUUGAUGUCAAAGCUGUAGAUGGAGGGCAAAAUCCACGCUCCUCUACUGCAAAAGUAACAAUCAAUAUAAUGGAUGCUAAUGAUAAUAGCCCUGUAGUUAUCUCCCCUCCAUCCAAUACAUCAUUUAAGCUGGUGCCUCUAUCAGCCAUUCCUGGCUCAGUUGUUGCAGAAGUUUUUGCUGUGGAUGUUGACACUGGGAUGAAUGCCGAACUGAAAUAUACAAUUGUCAGUGGAAAUAACAAAGGUCUGUUUCGAAUCGACCCUGUAACAGGUAAUAUUACUUUAGAAGAGAAACCAUCUGCAGCAGACGUGGGCCUGCACCGCCUAGUGGUAAAUAUCAGUGACUUGGGAUACCCUAAACCGUUACACACGCUGGUACUGGUAUUCCUAUAUGUCAACGAGACAGCUGGGAAUGCUUCCUACAUUCAUGAUUUAAUUCGCAGGACUAUGGAAACUCCAUUAGACAGAAACAUUGGAGACAGCAGUCAACCCUACCAAAACGAGGAUUAUCUUACUAUAAUGAUCGCCAUUGUGGCAGGUGCCAUGGUGGUCAUCGUUGUCAUUUUUGUGACGGUUCUGGUUCGAUGUCGGCAUGCAUCAAGAUUUAAAGCUGCCCAGAGGAGCAAACAAGGGGCAGAGUGGAUGUCACCAAACCAGGAGAGCAAGCAGAAUAAAAAAAAGAAAAGGAAGAAACGAAAAUCUCCUAAAAGUUCUCUUCUGAAUUUUGUCACCAUUGAGGAAUCUAAACCUGAUGACACUGUACAUGAACCUAUCAAUGGGACUAUUAGUCUUCCAGCUGAGCUGGAGGAACAAGGGAUUGGACGCUUUGAUUGGGGCACUGCUCCCCCAACAACCUUCAAACCUAACAGCCCUGACCUAGCUAAGCAUUACAAGUCUGCCUCUCCGCAGUCUGCUUUUCAUCUUAAAGCAGAUACUCCAGUGUCAGUGAAAAAACAUCAUGUCAUUCAGGAACUCCCUUUGGACAACACCUUUGUUGGGGGCUGUGACACCCUUUCCAAACGCUCUUCCACUAGUUCAGAUCACUUCAGUGCCUCAGAGUGCAGUUCCCAGGGAGGCUUCAAGACAAAAGGUCCUUUACACACCAGACAGGUCCGCUUUAAUGAAUGCCCAGAUGUCCUACAACAUGUGAGUGGGUGGAGCUAAUGCACCAAGACACCUCGUUUUUUCUACUCUACAACAUGCAUUGAUUAUGCAGUCUGUCGGAAGUUACUCCAUCUGAAAACUAAAGCCAAUAAUGCAUUCAAUAAUUCUGCCACACCAGAAACUGGACACCUUGGGCCGUAGAGAGCGAUAAAAAAAUAAAGAUGAAAGAUUCUGUACAAAUUUUGGAUUUUUCCCACAUUGCCCUGAUUCUGCAGGGCAUGGAUCGAGAAAGGAUUGAAUUUGUCCCAGUGCAUACAAAUCCGGAUUUAUCCUAUUUGCCUCAAAUCUGCCGGUUUAUGGAUUAACAAUGGAUCAUAUAUUUACAGACUUGCUCAUGUCUGACAAUAACUAUUAAAAAUAAUUAAACUUAUUGGCACAAAGCCAGAAUCACUCUGGAACCCCAUAUCAUGGAUUUGUAUUAAUGCGCUUAUUAGGAACAUUAUAGGUGACUUUAUGAGGUUUAAAGGUUACUUUAAUUAGUCCUUAAUGAUAGGCAAAUCUGGUAAGAAAAACAAAAAUGGUGGAGAUCAAAUAAAGGGCUCUUUUUAAAGACAAUGGGCUUAAAAAUCAUACAGUUUUCAAUGCAGGCACAUUUUUUCAGAUGGUGAAAUUAUACAGGUGGGCUAGCAAUGAACAGUAACAAGUUGACUUUUCUGUUGAGGUUUGUAAGUCAGGUCAUCAUGAUAUGCAUUUAUGUGAAACCAAACAAACUUUAAAUGAACAAUCUAUAAAAAAAAAUCUAUAUGCAAUACAUAUACAAUCCAAAUUAUGUAUUUUUAAUGAAAAAAAAAAACGAAAGUUUAAACUUUAUCUUACUGAACACUUAGAUACAUAUUAUAUACAAGUGAGUGUUAGGAGUGCAGUGUGUCCUGCAUCACAAAUGUUAUAUAUUUAUCAUGGGAUAGUUUAUUAGUAUGAAUUUCAAUUUUGCAACUUAUUGAUAUAUUUAAAGGGCCAGUAAAAUACAAAACAUAGUUAUCUGUUGAAAAAGUGAUAUUAACAAAUGCCUAAAUGUUUGUACUCUAUUACAGAUCUUGUAAUAUGUGUCCAUGGUUUACUUAUACGCUAACUGUAGUGUAGGGUUUUUUAUUAUUGACCAUUUAAGCCCAACUGACUUAUCAGUUUAUAUCAGAUUACUAUAUUUCAGGUGCAUCAAAAAAAAAAGGUAUGCGGAAUUCAACAGUUUGUUCUCUUAAAGCUGAAAUUCAGUACCUGAUAUUGACCUAGUAUCAGCCUCUUCCAAUCUAUGUACAGCAGAGCCCAGAUUGGGCGAGGGAUAAACAUCUAAAGGAGCCAAUCUAGUGUUCUGUAGUAUUUCUUUGUUAAUACAGGGUAUGCCAAUAGGGGAGGAGAGUAGUCCACUGAUUCUGCAUUCUCUUUCUAAUCUCAGGCUAUGGGAGAGACAAGACCUGUGAGUCUUACUUAAUAGUAGAAGAGUGAAAUCUGGUCUCCUGCCCUGCCAGGACUGGAUGGACAGAAAUACAAAGUCAUUGGGAAAUUAAACAGCCCCCAUAUAUGUAUUUCAUUGUGUAUUUAGCUCUUUGUCUUGCGUUAAGCUUUAAAAAAGCAACCACAGCCUGAGUAGAAAAGUCUGCCUCUUUAUGGCAUGUUGCAGAGAGGGACCCUUGUUCUCUUGGUGGAAGGUGGGAGGUUUUGCACUCCUCCUACAGAGUCAGAGUUAGAGAUCUCCAGUCAGCAGUGAGCAUGAACUUUCCUAAUUGCAGAACUAUAGAUCUAAUUCUGCAUUUGGCGUGUUGGCCUUCUGCAGAGAGAUCACUCCCUCCACACUGAGAAAAAUGGUCCUUCUGUGCAGCAUGCUGGCAGUGGACAGGUUUAUCUACUCAGCCUUUGGCUGCUUUAAAAAUAAAAUAACUUUAAGACGUUGUACACUGUUUGUUUUGGUGCAUCUAGAAUUAAUUAAUCUGAAUUCAACUUUGUUGAGCUUAAAGGGUGAGAAAAGGCUGACUCAAUGGUUCUUAAAAUGAAAACUCAUCAUAUAUAAGAAUACAAGAACAGUAGGACAAAGAAAAAAUCCAGCCAUCCUCAUUUGUGUUUUAGUUACUUUACUGUUGUGACUAUGGAAACCCUAUGCUGCAAUACACCCUUGCCAAACUGUAAAUUGCAUUUUGCAAAAAAAGAUCUUAAAUUUAAAACUGGUUAUUUCUGUGUUUUUGGAUUAAACUGCUAUCAUUAAGGCAAAAUAAAAUGCAGAAUUCCCCAAAUUCUGCCAAUUUCAGAGGAACAAUCAAAUAAAAGAUAGGACUCAGUGUAGCUAUAGAGAACCUGCAGAGAACAAUAUUAAGACUGGCUUUACAGCUAGGUCUUGUAGUAUUGAAUAUGGUAAUUGUAGUAUUGUGGUAUUUACUACAACAUGUUAAUGUAUGCCCCGUGUGUUGUGUUGCCAUUCAAUUAGAAUGGCAUCCAGACUCACAUCUAUAAGAGCCAGCAACCAAACACAUGGCAUGUUUUGUGGUGUACUGCAUAACAUAAAUGGUGCAAGAGCAGUGUUUCAUCCUUUGGGAUGUGUUGGCACUGUGUUCAAAAAUAUUGAGUUACCUUAAUGCUAUGCACAAUAGUGCAUAAAAUACCACAUGGGAACUCUUGUGCAGUAACAUUUUGCAGCAGAGUUGGAAAGUGUGAAGGGAACCCAAAAGUAACUAAAAGCCAGACAACUGGUUGAGAACUGCUAUGACAUGAAAGCAGCUUCUGUUUUUGCCAUAGAUAUAUUCAUUUAAAUUAGAUGGCAUUUUUGUAGUUUACAAAAGGAAGCUGCUAGGUGUAUAAUGUUUAACCUUUUCGCAAAGCAUUACAGUGCUUAUUGCCAGAACUCAGGCCAAUAUGUGGCACUUCACACUAAUCCUAUGUGUCCAUGUUUAAUUCCAUUUAAAAAAAUGGGAUCUACAGACUUAGCAGUUCAAUGUGGUCAAUUUCAAUGACUCCAGCAGCAAUUUGAGUUCUUGGCAUGGUAUUAAAUCUCUAUUUCAUGGAUUAGCUUUCAUCAUGACUUUAAUAAACACUCAAGCACGUUGAUCUAAUGCAGUUGCUUCUAAAACAGUACUGACAGAGCUAACAUUUGAACCCCAAGGUCAUUGCUCUGCAAGUUCCGCCAAGAUUAUUCACAGACAGACCUUUUCCCAAUUAUAUUUGCAGGAAAUCCAGAAUGUCUUUGCUGAAAAAUAUUAAAUUCUUUUGAGUUUAUUUUUAUAGACUAGUCAAGCUAUUUCAGGUAUUUAAUAUGUAGUUGAUAUGCCUAUCUUGCACACAUUUUUCACACUUGUUGAAAAUCCAGCCUACAAAUAUUAUAACCUAUAACAUAUCUUGAGUGCCUCUAUACCUGUCCUGGAUUUCUAUGAAUUUAUUUGUGGGUGAGCACCUGGGUAUUUACUUCACACAUAGCAUGCAGUGGCUACCCUUGGGACACUAUAACUAUACACUAUAUACACAUACACUAUAUUGACUUGUGUCUUGUAUUGGGACACCUGCCUUUACAUGCACAUGAACUUUA
Molecule: messenger RNA, 7679 nt
Organism: Rana temporaria (common frog)
Lineage: Eukaryota; Metazoa; Chordata; Amphibia; Anura; Ranidae
Product: protocadherin-9
Exons: 3
Coding region: 1085-4174 (1029 amino acids)
Biological process (GO): homophilic cell-cell adhesion
Cellular component (GO): plasma membrane
Molecular function (GO): calcium ion binding
Source: RefSeq, a predicted model, not a curated record